AUGCCGUGCCUUACUCCUAUCUCCUCCUACCUUACUCCUAUCUCCUCCUACCUUACUCCUAUCUCCUCCUACCUUACUCCUAUCUCCUCCUACCUUACUCCUAUCUCCUCCUACCUUACUCCUAUCUCCUCCUACCUUACUCCUAUCUCCUCCUACCUUACUCCAAUCUCCUCCUACCUUACUCCUAUCUCCUCCUACCUUACUCCUAUCUCCUCCUACCUUACUCCUAUCUCCUCCUACCUUACUCCUAUCUCCUCCUACCUUACUCCAAUCUCCUCCUACCUUACUCCUAUCUCCUCCUACCUUACUCCUAUCUCCUCCUACCUUACUCCUAUCUCCUCCUACCUUACUCCUAUCUCCUCCUACCUUACUCCAAUCUCCUCCUACCUUACUCCUAUCUCCUCCUACCUUACUCCUAUCUCCUCCUACCUCACUCCUAUCUCCUCCUACCUCACUACUAUCUCCUUCUACCUUACUCCUAUCUCCUUCUACCUUACUCCUAUCUCCUACCUUACUCCUAUCUCCUACCUUACUCCUAUCUCCUCCUACCUCACUCCUAUCUCCUCCUACCUCACUACUAUCUCCUUCUACCUUACUCCUAUCUCCUACCUUACUCCUAUCUCCUACCUUACUCCUAUCUCCUCCUACCUUACUCCUAUCUCCUCCUACCUUACUCCUAUCUCCUCCUACCUUACUCCUAUCUCCUCCUACCUUACUCCUAUCUCCUCCUACCUUACUCCUAUCUCCUCCUACCUCACUCCUAUCUCCUCCUACCUCACUCCUAUCUCCUCCUACCUCAAUACUAUCUCCUACCUUACUCCUAUCUCCUCCUACCUUACUCCUAUCUCCUCCUACCUUACUCCUAUCUCCUCCUACCUUACUCCUAUCUCCUCCUACCUCACUACUAUCUCCUACCUUACUCCUAUCUCCUCCUACCUUACUCCUAUCUCCUCCUACCUUACUCCUAUCUCCUCCUACCUUACUCCUAUCUCCUCCUACCUUACUCCUAUCUCCUCCUACCUUACUCCUAUCUCCUCCUACCUUACUCCAAUCUCCUACCUUACUCCUAUCUCCUCUUACCUCACUACUAUCUCCUCCUACCUUACUCCUAUCUCCUUCCUCACUCCUUUCUCCUCCUACCUCACUCCUAUCUCCUCCUACCUCACACCUAUCUCCUCCUACCUCACACCUAUCUCCUCCUACCUCACUCCUAUCUCCUACCUCACUCCUAUCUCCUACCUUACUCCUAUCUCCUCCUUCCUCACUCCUUUCUCCUCCUACCUCACUCCUAUCUCCUACCUCACACCUAUCUCCUCCUACCUCACACCUAUCUCCUCCUACCUCACUACUAUCUCCUCCUACCUCACACCUAUCUCCUCCUACCUCACUACUAUCUCCUACCUCACUCCCUCCAGCACUGAUACACACAACUGGUUCCUUCCUACAUCCAGCCAUUAUAUUCACAAACAAAUCACACAUAUAGCAAUGAUAAACUUCACUAUGGCUGUUGGGUGGGCUCGAACCUUCAGCCUAGGCACUGCCAUCUGUAGUGUGGUACAGUGGUAG
Procambarus clarkii (red swamp crayfish) is the source of this 1566-nucleotide messenger RNA. Lineage: Eukaryota; Metazoa; Arthropoda; Malacostraca; Decapoda; Cambaridae. The record is from RefSeq and is a predicted model, not a curated record.